AAGAGGGGGGUAAUGGCGGCGGGUAAUGGCGGCGCGGCGCUGAGGGGACGGGAGGGAAGCGCAGCGGCCGCUCCGCACCACCGCCAUCGCCAUCACCCUGCGCCAUCGCCCCGCGCCGCCGGCCGGCGGAGGGAGGGGAAAGGCGCCGCUUCCGCCGCGGCGGGGCGGGCCUGGGCGGAGAGCGGCGGCGCGGCGGGGCGCGGUGCGGCGAUGGAAGCGAAUCCCAUCGUGACGUCCAAGCAGCGAGAGGAGGUGGUACACGGGGUCCCCACGGAGGUGGUGUGCACAGCAUUCUCCAACUCCAUCCUUGUGGUAGUCACACAGUAUGGCAAGAUGGGCACAAUCGUUUAUGUGGACCCCAACACAGUCGGUGACAACGUGGGCAGGCCCUCACUGACCACAAAGGUGCUGCUGGGCAAGGAUGAGCCCCUCGUUCAUGUUUGUGCCAAAAACCUGGUGGCAUUCGUGUCUCAGGAAGCUGGGAACAAACCCGUUCUUCUCGCCAUGGCUUUAAAGGACAAGACCAUGGAAGGAAUACAAGCUCUACGGGAAGUGAUCCGAAGUUGCCAAGUGUGGUGAAGUUGUGCCAUCUGGAUUCAAGGAAAUGAUCUUGAGUCUGUGACUCAUCACCACCUAUUUAAAAGGACAAGAAAUGAAAAUGAUGGAAUGUCUUUGUGCUGGUUUUGGACGAACUGAGGAAUUUCAUGAAUUUUUCUCUACUGUGUAGAACAUUUGUGGGUUUUGUUACUGUGACAGGUUUGCAGUCCAUACAGUCAGUGAUGAGACGAGGGCAAUUGUCUCAACAUACAAGAGAAGUGUUAUUUUAAUCAUGUUGGGUGGGAUGUAUAUUUGGGAAGUGGCGUGGCUCUGCGUUUGUAUCCUAAGGAGCAAUGGAUGCCAAGCUCUGGAGCUACGCUGCACCGCAGAGGGGGAACACCCAGUGCAGGGUGAAUAAAAGAAACACUGACAAAUCUAA
Messenger RNA from Strigops habroptila (Kakapo), 976 nucleotides. RefSeq names its product proteasome assembly chaperone 3 (gene PSMG3). Bases 13 to 579 code for a protein of 188 amino acids. NCBI's taxonomy places the organism in Eukaryota, Metazoa, Chordata, Aves, Psittaciformes, Psittacidae. Gene Ontology annotation, biological process: proteasome assembly. The record is from RefSeq and is a predicted model, not a curated record. The transcript is spliced from 3 exons.